Messenger RNA from Nerophis lumbriciformis (worm pipefish), 3204 nucleotides. The record is from RefSeq and is a predicted model, not a curated record. Lineage: Eukaryota; Metazoa; Chordata; Actinopteri; Syngnathiformes; Syngnathidae.
AUGUUUAGUGCUCCUCAAAGCUCCAAGUCUGAAUUCCUGGAUAAAGCCAGGCAGGCUAGAGAGGAGAGGAAAGGUCAGAAGGAGAAGGAGAGAGCAGCAAUCCUCAUCCAAGCCCUGGUCAGACGAUUUCUAUGUCGCUGCAGACUCCAGAAGCAAAUAAGGAAAGAUGUUGAUGACUAUUUUCAGUCUUCUGCUGCAACAUCAAAAAGAAAUGCACUUUCAAUUUUUAAAAUUGCUCGUAAAUUACUAUUCAUUUUCCAUUCAGAGGAUAAAGCGAGGUUUGAACAGCUGUGUAGGGCUAUUCUUGCCAGCAUGGAAGUUGAAAAUGAGCCUAAAGUCUGGUAUGUAUCUUUGGCACUGUCCAAAGAUCUCACAAUCCCUUGGUUGAAACAGAUUAAAGAUGUGCUAUGGACCUGCUGUCAACUAUUGAAAAACCUCAAGCCUGAUAUACUGCAGGAUAAUAAAUUGGUCACGUUGUACCUUACCAUGCUGGUCACAUUUACAGACACAUCAACAUGGCGGAUUGUCAGGGGGAAGGGAGAAGCGCUCCGACCUGCUUUGACAAGAAUCUGUGAGAAUAUCAUGGGUUAUCUCAAUCAAAAGGGAUUCUAUUCAACACUACAGAUCUUGCUGACCAGUGGCCUGGCUCGUUCGAAACCAGCUCUCUCUAAAGGCACUUUAACAGCUAUCUUUACAUUGUCACUAAGACCAGUCGUCGCUGCUCACUACUCAGAAAACCUGCUCAGAUCAUUCCUCAUUCACAUCAUGUCAGUUCCAGCUGUUACGUCCCACCUAUGUACGCUCACUCCAGAGUGUGUUACUUCAAUUCAGACACAUGGCCUUUUAAAGAAGUUUAUCGUGUUUCUCAGCCGUGAGGAGCAGUGUUCCGAUAUCUGUGUGUGUCUUGAGGGAAGCCACACACUCUGCUUGCUUGGCAACCUGAUUCACCUGGGUUUCCUCAAUGAGCGGAUCAUAGAAGAGGAGACCAAUCGCUUUGUGAAGGACCUGACUGACAUGUUAGCCUAUUGUCAGAGAUAUGUGUCUCAAAAGAAGUCUAACCUUACUCACUGGCAUCCAGUUUUGGGCUGGUUCUCCCAAACUGUAGAUUAUGGUCUUAACGAAUCAAUGCCGCUGGUCAUCAAGCAGCUGCAGUAUCUGUGGGGUGUGCCUGUCAUCCGGACUCUCUUCAAUGACGUCCUCUCGAAGAAGCUAGAAAGUCAAGAGCCCACUCCUUUACCUGCACAACCUAGCACGUCGCAAAAUAACCUGCCAGUUAAAAGCCUCUUUAAGCGAGCGUUUCAAAAGUCUGCCUCGGUACGAAACAUUUUGAAGCCGGUUGGAGGGAAGAGAGUGGACUCUGCUGAAGUUCAGAAGGUGUGCAGCAUUUGCGUGCUUUACCAGACUGCUCUGUCCACAUUGACGCAAAUACGCCUUCAGAUUCUCACUGGACUGACGCACCUCGAUGACCUUUUGCCCAAAUUGUGGGCUUUUAUUUGCGAGCUUGGUCCACAGGGAGGCCUCAAACUUUUCAUGGAGUGUCUCAACAAUGAUACAGAGGAGUCCAAACAGCUUCUCGCCAUGCUCAUGCUCUUCUGCGAUUGUUCGCGUCACCUCAUCACAAUCCUGGAUGACAUUGAAGUCUAUGAAGAACAAACCUCCUUCAAGAUAGAGGAGCUCAUCACUAUCUCUUCAUUUCUUAACACAUUUGUGUACAAAAUGAUAUGGGAUGGUAUUCUAGAGAAUGCCAAGGGGGAGAAACUGGAGUUGUUCCACAGUGUUCAUGGCUGGUUGAUGGUGCUUUAUGAACGAGACUGCAGGAGAAGAUUUACCCUUGAUGACCACUGGUUACGCAAGGACUUAAAACCAAGCUUGUUGUUCCAAGAGCUUGAGAAAGGCAAGAAAAGGGCCCAGCUGUUACUGCAAUACAUCCCGCAUGUUAUUCCUCAUAAAAAUCGAGUGCUGCUGUUUCGGAACAUUGUCACCAAGGAAAAAGAGAGUCUCGGCUUGAUAGAAACCAGCUCUGCCUCGCCACACGUCACCCAUAUAACCAUUCGCCGUUCACGCAUGUUAGAAGAUGGUUAUGAUCAGCUCCGCCGGCUACCUGUCAAUUCCAUAAAAGGUGUCAUUCGUGUGAAGUUUGUGAACGACCUGGGAGUGGAUGAAGCCGGUAUCGACCAAGACGGUGUUUUUAAAGAGUUUCUAGAAGAGAUCAUUAAAAAAGUGUUCAACCCUGCUCUCAACCUAUUCAAGACCACAAGUGGAGAUGAGAGGCUUUAUCCUUCACCUACUUCCUACAUCCAUGAGAACCAUUUGCAGCUUUUUGAGUUUGUGGGGAAGAUGUUGGGGAAAGCCAUAUAUGAGGGCAUUGUGGUGGAUGUCCCUUUUGCCUCCUUUUUCCUAAGUCAAGUUUUGGGUCAUCAUCACAGCACUUUCUAUAGCUCCAUUGAUGAGCUGCCAUCGCUGGAUUCUGAGUUUUACAAGAACCUCACAUCCAUCAAGCGUUAUGAUGGAGAUGUAGGGGACCUUGGACUUUCAUUAUCCUAUGAUGAAGAUGUAAUGGGACAGCUAGUUUGUCAUGAAUUGAUACCUGGAGGGAAGACAAUGCCAGUCACCAAUGAAAAUAAGUUCAGCUACAUCCACCUCAUGGCUCACUUCCGGAUGCACACUCAGAUCAAGGAGCAAACCGCAGCUUUCAUCCGAGGCUUUCGCAGCAUUAUCCACCCGGAAUGGUUGCACAUGUUUUCGACACCCGAGGUUCAGCGUCUAGUCUCGGGAGACAAUGCCGAGAUUGACUUGGAUGACCUCAAGAAGCACACAGUCUAUUAUGGAGGUUUUCAUAGCAGCCAUCGUGUCAUCAUAUGGCUGUGGGACAUCUUGUCCAGCGACUUCACAGCGGAGGAAAGGGCAAUGUUCCUCAAAUUUGUUACCAGCUGCUCAAGACCACCUCUCCUAGGUUUUGCCUACCUCAAGCCACCCUUUUCAAUCCGUUGUGUGGAGGUGUCAGAUGAUCAGGACACUGGCGACACCCUUGGCAGCGUCCUCAGAGGUUUUUUCACCAUCCGUAAAAAGGAGCCUGGUGGUAGACUGCCUACUUCAUCCACAUGCUUCAACCUGCUUAAGCUGCCCAAUUACAGCAAGAAGAGCAUUUUGCGUGACAAGCUACGCUACGCCAUCAGUAUGAACACCGGCUUUGAGCUUUCAUAA